AUGGACCGGUUGGACCAACUGGCCUGUUGGUCCUAUGGACCGGUUGGACCAACUGGCCUGUUGGUCCUAUGGACCGGUCAGACCAACUGGCCUGUUGGCCGAAUGGACCGGUUGGACCAACUGGCAUGUUGGUCCUAUGGACCGGUUGGACCAACUGGCAUGUUGGUCCUAUGGACCGUUGGACCAACUGACGUGUUGGUCCUAUGGACCGGUUGGACCAACUGGCCUCUUGGUCCUAUUGACCGGUUGGACCAACUGGCCUGUUGGCCAAAUGGACCGGUUAGACCAACUGGCCAGUUGGUCCUAUGGACCGGUUGGACCAACUGGCCUGUUGGUCCUGUGGACCGGUUGGACAACUGGCCUGUUGGUCCUAUGGACCGGUUGGACCAACUGGCCUGUUGGCCGAAUGGACCGGUUAGACCAACUGGCCAGUUGGUCCUAUGGACCGGUUGGACCAACUGGCCUGUUGGUCCUGUGGACCGGUUGGACAACUGGCCUGUUGGUCCUAUGGACCGGUUGGACCAACUGGCCUGUUGGCCGAAUGUACCGUUUGGACAAACUGGCAUGUUGGUCCUAUGGACCGGUUGGACCAACUGGCCUGUUGGCCAAAUGGACCGGUUAGACCAACUGGCCUGUUGGUCCUAUGGACCGGUUGGACCAACUUGCAUGUUGGUCCUAUGGACCGAUAGAACCAACUGGCCUGUUGGUCCUAUGGACCGGUUGGACCAACCGACCUGUUGGCCGAAUGGACCAGUUGGACCAACUGGCAUGUUUGUCCUAUGGACCGGUUCGACCAACUGGCCUGUUGGCCGAAUGGACCGGUUGGACCAACUGGCCGGUUGGUCCUAUGGACCGGUUGGACCAACUGGCCUAUUGGUCCUAUGGACCCGUUGGACCAACUGGCCUGUUGGCCGAAUGGACGGGUUGGACCAACUGGCCAGUUGGUCCUAUGGACCGGUUGGACCAACUGGCCUGUUGGUCCUAUGGACCGGUUGGACCAACUGGCCUGUUGGCCGAAUGGACCGGUUGGACCAACUGGCCGGUUGGUCCUAUGGACCGGUUGGACCAACUGGCAUGUUGGUCCUAUGGACCGGUUGGACCAACUGGCCUGUUGGCCGAAUGGACCGGUUGGACCAACUGGCCAGUUGGUCCUAUGGAUCGGUUGGACCAACUGGCCUGUUGGUCCUAUGGACCGGUUGGACCAACUGGCCUGUUGGCCGAAUGGACCGGUUGGACCAACUGGCAUGUUGGUCCUAUGGACCGGUUGGACCAACUGGCCUGUUUGUCCUAUAG
This is a messenger RNA of Closterium sp. Naga37s-1, 1293 nucleotides long. The record is from the annotation of a GenBank genome assembly. Lineage: Eukaryota; Viridiplantae; Streptophyta; Zygnematophyceae; Desmidiales; Closteriaceae.